Messenger RNA from Exaiptasia diaphana, 5919 nucleotides. RefSeq lists its product as uncharacterized. Gene Ontology annotation, molecular function: protein binding. The record is from RefSeq and is a predicted model, not a curated record. The transcript is spliced from 29 exons. The coding region runs from base 157 to 5904 and encodes 1915 amino acids. NCBI's taxonomy places the organism in Eukaryota, Metazoa, Cnidaria, Anthozoa, Actiniaria, Aiptasiidae.
CAGUUUUAGCACAAACACAUAUCACUUCGCCCCGAUCUACUCAAGAACAGUACCCGGCUAUUAUUUAAGCGWCGAAACCGAAAAAAAACCCGACAAGAAAUCGACCAGGAUGUGAAUUUGACUCCWUCUGACUUGCGACCCCCGAGUCCUGAAACGAUGCCUUUUUGUGCGGUUGGCCUUUGUAUCUUUCUUAUCCAAGCCAUUUUGCUUAUCACUUGUCAAGGUUCUGAAGAAGAGACUGUUUAUGGAACAUUUGGUGUCCUUACUAACUUCAAGGAUAGAACCUUGAAUUUUACCAAUAUAACAUUAUGGAAAGUGAUAGCCCCACUCGACCACCAGAUAGUGGUAACCGUUAUCUAUCCGACAAAUGAUCCGCGGCUGAAUUGCGAAAACGUCCGCGUUAAAGACGCAAUUUCAAGUACAGACAUAAGCUCCUAUACACCGUCGAAAGAGUWUUGCAGAUUCCACAUUAAGAACAGAAUAUUUGCUCUUAAUCUGACCGGACAUUAUUCGUUGUUUCUCGCUGUGUUUGAAGCAUUCAGAAACCAAAUAAAAGUUGAAACAAGCUACCCAGUAUCAACAAGUGAAAGUUUCAGUACAAAGGUUUACAAUUACACUUUGUCAGAGAGGGAAACUUGCCAUAAACUAAAUAAAAAUUCGAUUUCCGUUGAGAAUAGGAGCAUGAAYUAUUUUCACAGAGCUCUCCUUAUGAGAGGUUCAGAAUAURCSUGGAUAAACACAUCUAAUACAGUGUUUACAUCGUGGGCAAGUCAUCCAAAUGCUCAUCAAGGCUGUGCUAGAAUGAACAAAACUGGAAAUUGGGAGACUGUUCAAAAUUGUUUCAMCAAUGAUGCCUYACACGUAUGCCAAGAAAGAGUGUCACAGAGGUCAACAUUUUAUGACCAAUGUAAAGAAAGCUUAGGUCUACAACAAGGAAAUGGAGAGAUAACGGAUCACACUCAUCACUCGGCUGAUAAUGCCAGAUUAAACAAGACAGGUUGGAUUCUCCCAAAUUCACAAUCAGAUUCAUGGAUAAAGGUGAAAUUUUCUAAAACGUACAUCAUGACUGGCGUGGCAACACAAGGCGUUGAAAGUCACGGAUGGGUCGUCUCAUUUUCAAUAUCUUUCCAAGCACUUGACUCAGGGAUGGUUCCACUGAAAAACGCUCGAAAUCAAAAURUAGUUUUUCAAGCAAAUACGGACUCCUACAAUGUAGUCUUCAACCGUAUUGAACCAGUUAUCUCUACAAAAGAAAUUAAACUUCGCGUUAAAGAAUGGCACAAGGAGAUAGCUCUACGGAUGGAACUCUAUGGCUGUGAAGUGGAUGCAAGCACUUGCCGACAGCGUAACCUGGGAAUGGAGAACAAUGCCAUCAAAGAUGAUCAAAUUAACAGUUCCAGUUCAAAUAAUCUUGCAAAGUAUGCUCGUCUGAACUUGGACUUAAGAUCGGAUGUUGCUAUAAGCUGCUGGACAACAUCUGAUCGGAGCUCGUGGCUUCAGGUCGACUUAAAAUCGUCAUAUUACAUUACUGCAGUUUUAACACAGGGCUGUGGAUUUGACUUUAAACAGGAAUGGGUCAAGAAAUAUAAAAUAAGUUAUGGAAAUUCCCCAAGCGAAAUGGUUGAGUACAAAGUUAAUGGCACAGUUAAGGAAUUCGAUGGAAAUACCGACAGAAGCUCAGUGAAAGUGAACCAUCUGAAUCCCAUUAUAGUCACUCAAAUGAUUAGAAUUUAUCCGAUUGACUUCAACAAUAAGACCUCAAUGAGAAUAGAGCUACAAGGUUGUGAUUCCCCCAAUCCUGGUUUCGAGUCACUUCAAAUGAUGAGCUGGGGUGCAUGGAGUGAAUGUAACGCUACUUGCAAUGGCACUCGACAACGAAACCGCACAUGCAAUGUCGUCCCAGACUCACAGUGCCAAGGACUAGUUGACUAUGAAUCAUGCGAUCGUGUAGACUUUUGUAAAAACUUCAGCGACUGGUCAACAUGGACUCCCUGUAGCAACUCAUGUGGUCCUGGGGAACAGAGAAGAUCUCGUAUUUUUACUGGAAGUUACCAGGGUAAAUCAUGUUCUGGGAGUUUAACUAUCAUCCGUGAUUGCAACGGUACUUGUGAGAUAACCUAUGGAAACUGGUCUGACUGGAGCAAAUGUAAUAUGACKUGUGGAAUUGGUUUUCAAGAACGAACAAGAAAUUGCACAACAUACAARCCUAACCAGACGUGUAGCAAUGGAAGUACUGAAAUUAGAAUAUGCAAUUUGACUUAUUCAGUUAUAAGCCCACCUCUGUCAUGGUCUCCAUGGUCUCCAUGGAGUGUUUGUAAUGAAACGUGUGGUAUUUAUUCUCAAACACAGAGACGGAAUACAACUGAUCAAUUAUACCAAGAGAUUUCUUCCAGAGAGUGUAAACCGUGCUUGCCUUGCAUGUGUCCCUGGACCAAUUGGACAGAAUGUUCUUGUAAUACGCCGAAUCAAACGCGCACGAUGAAUUGUACUUAUACUGAGGCGCGCCACCUUAAUUGCUCUGGCACAACGAAUGAAACAAGAMCAUGCAAUCUGACCUGUCCAGUACAUGGGAAUUUUACUAAUUGGAGUAACUGGACAUCAUGUUCUGUAACUUGUGGCAAUGGUACACAAUAUCGAAAUCGCUCUUGCUCUAAACCACCACCAUCUAAUGGAGGAAAUCCUUGCUCUGGAAACAGCAACGAGACACGKACCUGCACCAUUCGGCCAUGUCCAGUCGAUGGUAAUUUUACCAAUUGGAGCAACUGGACAUCGUGUUCUGCAACUUGUGGCAAUGGGACCCAACACCGAAACCGCUCUUGCACCAAUCCACUACCUGCUCAUGGUGGAAAUAACUGCACUGGACAUACCAACGAAACAAAGUUUUGUAAUAUUCAAUUAUGUCCAGUCGACGGUAAUUUUACUAAUUGGAGCAACUGGACRUCGUGUUCUGUAACUUGUGAUAAAGGAACCAAACAUCGAAAUCGUUCUUGCACAAAACCACCACCUGCCCAUGGAGGGAACAAUUGUACUGGGCCUUACAACGAAACACAGAGUUGUGAAAUCAAACCAUGUUCAGUCGAUGGUAAUUUUACCAAUUGGAGCAAUUGGACAUCGUGUUCUGUAACUUGUGGUAAUGGGACCCAACACCGAAACCGCUCUUGCACCAAUCCACUACCUGCUCAUGGUGGAAAUAACUGCACUGGGCAUACCAACGAAACAAAGAUUUGUCAAAUCGCACCUUGUCCAGUGAAUGGUAGCUUCUCAUCAUGGACCUUUUGGACUCAGUGUACACUGACAUGUGGUAACGGAACACAAGAGCGCAUGCGCACGUGCACAAAUCCAGCCCCAGCCCACGGAGGAAAGAAUUGCAGUGGUCAUGUUAGAGAAAAACGGAACUGCAACACAGAGUCCUGCCCAAAAAUUCCUGUCGAUGGAGGCUUUGCGUCAUGGGGUGAUUGGUCAAAGUGUACUUUGACGUGCGACACGGGGUCUCAGCAUCGAGAGCGCACUUGCACUGAACCUCCACCUGCCAAUAAUGGAGAUAAUUGCACCGGUGAAUUUAUAGAGAAGAAAAUAUGUAAUACCAACAAGUGCCCAAUUGAUGGAAAGUGGACGACCUGGUCAGCCUGGUCAGACUGCAAUAGACCUUGUGGGGAUGGGUCCAACAAUAGAACAAGAACCUGUUCUAGCCCUUCUCCGCAAUAUGGCGGAAAAGAUUGUGUAGGGAAUAACAGCGAAUCGAGGAUUUGUCACACAGGCAAAUCAUGUCCAGCUGCCAAGAUAUCUGUUAUUGCUAGAUUCACAGACGAGACUUUUAGUAAUAAGCUCAAAACCCGUGGGAGCAAAGAAUGGAAAAACCUUAGAGACAAAAUACUUGAAAAUGUAAAGGCAUUAUAUGUGGACCAAAGUAUUGUGGAAGGCAUUGAUGUAAAAUCUUUUAGCAAUGGUAGUGUUGUAUCGAACUUUGAUAUAAACUUCAAAAAAAUGGAUUCCACGCAACUGAUUAUUCUUCAAGAAAGUAUUGAGGUUGACAAGAUGCUGAAUAACAUGUCACUGCAGACACCCACGAUCAACGCAACGAAAGUUCCAAAUGCAAGACCAAGCGUCACUUUAAAAGUCCUCUCCUCGACGUCUAUACACGCCAAUUGGACCAUGAUUAACAAAUCUGAGUAUAACAGUCAAAAACUAAAGGGAUAUAGUGUGUUCUAUAAAGAGAAUUCGCAGGAGAAAUACUCGCUAAACCAGAUGAUGGCUUUCSAAUCACCGUCGAUCCUCAAUGCGACUAUCAAAGAACUAAAGAAAUACACUCACUAUGCACUCAGAGUACUUGCUUAUACUGACAAUGGAAAUGGGAUUGCUAGUGAUCCCGUCCUUUUUAGAACUGACGAGGAUGUUCCAUCUAGAAGUCCAGAAGACUUUACCGUCUCACCCACCAGCUCCACGGCUCUCAUGACGAAAUGGAAGACUAUCCCUAAUGAAUACCGCCACGGUAAACUUCUUGGUUAUCGAAUUGUCGCAUUGAACACGAAGACAGGAGCCAAAAAGACCUAUGAACCAGGCCAACAUAGAUACGACACAGAUAUAACGGGUCUUGACAAGUUUGCUGAAUAUUCUGUGACCAUAUGUGGGUUUACUUCGAAAGGUUGUGGAUUUACAGCUCAGCAGACCACGUCAACUUUAGAAGAUUUGCCAUCAAUGCCACCUAAAGAUGCAGUCUCUACCAGUUUCCUAAGUACCACUGAAAUCGAGAUCAGAUGGGCACCAGUUCCCCACGAAGGAAGAAACGGAAUAAUACGCGAAUACAUCAUCACUUAUAAUCUUUAUAGUCAAGGUCAAUCCCGCGUAUUUGAAACUCAARUCCUCAAAAWGUUUGUCAAGCCUUCCGUGYAUAARCUCAAGAUUGGUGGACUUAAGCCUUAUUCGAAGUAUGAGUUCCGUAUCGCCGCUCGAAAUACGAGAGGAGUGGGUCCCUUUCAGAAAUUCUAUGGAGAAACCUGCAGAUGUCCAAAAGAAAUCUUCUCAAACUAUUGGUUCAUCACUCCUUACUUCAACAGCACCUCCUCGGGACAGGUGACCGGUAUUUUCUCGCAUAUAGUUGAAAAAAUGCUUAAAUGGUCUUGUGGUGACUGUAAAAACGGCCAUAGAGAAACGAAGGUAAACUUUCAGAAGGAUGGUAACGGCUCAAAGGCGCUGAARAAAAGYAUUCUUGAUGUAGCGGGAAAUGUCGAUAAUGGCGCUCAAAUAAGCUUUCCGAUUAAUGGCAAUAAAGAUAUGAACAGGAUUUACGGAAAUCAAGUGUUCAUUCCCCUGGUUGAGUCCCCUGGUGUUGCSUACCUUGUUAUCCCUGUUCAGUCAAAAUCUACGGCAAUGAAUGUUGUCAACUCUAUAAUCGGCUCCAUCCCGUUCUUGUUAUUCUCAAUGGGUCUAGCUUACUUAGCUGGAGUAAUUAUUUGGUUUCUGGAUGCUCGUCACACCGAGUCAGUAUUCCCCCGCAAGUUUUCUUUAGGGGUAUUUGAAGGCUUGUGGUGGUCUUUCAUCAGCAUGACUACAGUUGGAUAUGGCGAUCGCUCUCCAGUGUCCUUCCUGUCGCGGUGGUUUGCAAUUAUAUGGACGCUUUAUGGCAUGACCCUUGUAUCUAUCCURACCAGCACAAUGUCGUCCUCUUUAACAACCGUUUCGUUACAAACACGAACGUCAAUCUACGGUACUCAAAUUGCCGCCAUUCAGAAUUCAUCCGAACACCGCAUUGGGAUCCUAAAAAAUGGAAAAAUCAACCAAGUAACCCAGUACCAUUCAGUUUCUGAUAUCCUAGAUGCUCUGAAUGCUCAUGAAGUAAGGGGUGCUUUGAUAGAUACUUAUGUYGUUGCUGCCAAGUCGCAAAAAUUCACAGACGCAGGUAAAUAAAAUCCAGAAUUUGGG